This is a messenger RNA of Talaromyces stipitatus ATCC 10500, 1668 nucleotides long. RefSeq lists its product as uncharacterized. The transcript is spliced from 2 exons. The coding region runs from base 113 to 1534 and encodes 473 amino acids. Lineage: Eukaryota; Fungi; Ascomycota; Eurotiomycetes; Eurotiales; Trichocomaceae. The record is from RefSeq and is a predicted model, not a curated record.
GCAGUCGAGGAUAACAGGGAUGGUAGAGUAACCAUGUCUUCGUCUAUCCCAUAGCCUCUACAUCCUAUAAGGCUCGUCUCCGUAUAUCAAGCCACCACAGCCAGCACCUCCGAUGUUUGUACCCUAUACUGGACCGUCCAACCAGCGCAACCCCAAGGCACGAAGGGCUGCCAAUGCAUUCAAGGCAGCGAGAGGGGCAUCUCGUGCGAAAGGUGGCCAUGGCACCUUGCAGUGGGUGCAGGUUCCAGACUCCAGCUCGGAGGACAGCUCUGAGAGUUCAACGAACGAGACACCCAGUUCGUUAGUCAUCCGAGCGUCGAAAUCCUCGUCUUCCAGAGCGGCAGAACCAGCCCCGCUACCAAAAUUCGUGCUGGGAGGGCAAAAGUUCUACCCAUACCAUGGAAUGGGAGGAAAGGGUCCUCUCACUACGACAGCUUUGAGCCGCUAUUUUGAUAUCCUCCUUCCUGACGAUUGUAAGGCGCAAGGCAUCGAUGUCUCCAGAGGGGCAGCAUAUGGAGGCGGCCUCCUAAAGUGGAUAGCACAACAUGACGGAGUACUGCAUGGGCUUACUGCUUUUGCUCUCUGUAGUUUGGAGACUGUAGGCAAGACAGAUGCAAUCUACCAAGCAAUUCUCCAUCAUCGCCACAAAAUCCUGGAAGACGUCCACCGGCGGCUUGAGCGCAGACAAGUGGAUGAUGUGUUGAUACAAGCAAUAUGUCUGUUAAUACCGGUGGACGACUAUCUGGGAUAUGUGGAAUAUGGCCCUGUUCAUAGAAGCGGACUUUCCAAUAUAGUCAAGAUUCGUGGUGGUUUUAGGCAAGUCGGGAAUUCCGACAUGGCAUUUGGAAAUCUACUGCAAACGAGCAUGCUGGUCGUAAUGAGCAUGAUUGACUUCCAUGUGCAGACCAGAAUUGCACCCAUGUUUCUCCCGGACGAGAGACCAAUGGCCUCUAUAAGUUUGUCCUCGGAAAUGCAGAAGAGAAUCUUUGCACUCCCAUCCGGGUUUCAGACCCUUGUUCAUGCAGGGAUUCUGUCGACGAAUGUCUUGGUGAUAGUGGAGAGUUAUGAGGCCUGGCUGUUACAGGUGAAAGAUGUCGAACUCAAAGAUAGAGCCACCUGGCGACCACAACUUUUAUCAGAACUCAAUAAUGUCGAAAAGUGCGUUGUCGUGACGCUUGUAUGCUUAGCAGACGAUAUCAGUUCGCUGGGAUUCCAUGCUGCAGCGCCUAUUUUCCGAAAACCCAAGCAGCGCUCUGAGGCCCUUACUGACGUCCCUGAACUCUGGGCUGACCCAGCACUCGUUGACUGUGUGAUUUGGAUGUCCACCGUCAUAUCUACCCCGCGCAACAGCCGAAGCAUUGAUCCCGAUUUCAGAAAGGAAGUACUGAAAAGAUCCAUUCGCGGUAGAGAUUUUGCUUUAGACUGGGAACAGAUUCAGCGCAAACUCCGUCGAUUCUUUUAUGCUGAGGAACGCGCUGGUGACUGGGAGAAAGCCUGGAACCUAGCAUUAGGUGAACCGUGGCUGUUUGAGUAGUUUACUCCAUGGUGCGAUGCUGCAGUGCCGCUGGAUCGGUCAAGAUGGACACUCAUGAGUAGACUGAAACCCGGAUAUGUGUUGAAUCCAAUUUCUUGUGAUGUUUUGCGUCGUGUGUUAGCCUCAUUUCGCUG